GCGCAACCACAUGAUGACCGAGCGAACCAGCUAUCCGCGGGACAAGCGUCCGCGCCGCCUCGCACCCGACGCGGUGCUGCUGUCGGCCGAGCUCCUCGAGGCAGUGGCGACGUACCUGCCCGUCGACAGCAUCGCGGCGUUCCUUGCUGCACUGCCCGAGCAGCUGUGCACGUCGGCGCUGCAGCUCAUCACCACGCUGUCGCACGCCCUGGGGCUCGACGUUCUUUGGCCCACGCUCGACCUGCGUACGCUCACGCAGCUUGCGAAUGUCGACGAUGUGCUCGCCCAUCUCCUCAGCGUGAAUUCGCGGCUGUGCGUCCCUUUGGCGACCGCACGGCCGACGGUGCCAGUGGUUGUCGUCACACCGCCGCGCGCAUGGCCGACGCUUGGCCAUCUCUCGCUCACGAUUGCCACAUGGACCAUGGACCCGCAUGUGAUGGCGAACGUCCAGCAAGCGUUUUUGCUCAAUGCGACAUCGGUCCGUUCGAUCGACGUCCGUAUCGUGGCGAUGCCCUUCGCGCCGUCGGACGCGCUAUUCACCACACAAAGUGUGUGUCUCACUGCGCUUGUGGAGCUUCUCGCGUCGAUGGCGUAUGUGACCAAGCUUGUGUUGCGCGCGACGUACUUGGUACACUUUCCUGCGACGGCAGCGGCGACGCUCGCCGCAUGGAUCGAUGCGAUGCCUCUCACGUCAUUGACGAUGCAGAACGUGAACGUGAACGAGGUCUCGACCGCCCGACAGCUCUGGGCACACCGACGCCUCGCACUGCCCACCACUGGACGCGCCACCGGGAUGUGGUCACGCCACCUGACGCACCUCGAUUUCCGGUUCCUUCCGCCGUCCCAGAUGAGCGCCCUGGUCCAAGCGCUCGUCAACAGCCCACUCGUGUCGUUGCACGUGCGUGGCUGGGACGUGAGACGAUGUAUUCCAGGCCAUCCGGUUGUCCAGCGCUUUCUCGAGUACGAUCUUCCGUGUCUCCGCCAGCUCACGACGUUGCGCUUGACCAAGGUCCACCUCUCGACGACCCACUGCCUCACGCUCGCGCUUCUUCUACCGCGCUACACACAUCUCGCUCUCACAAACAACAAGAUGGGCGACGCCGGUGUCCUUGCGCUUGCGCCCUUUCUUCGGCACACGUCGCAGCUCGAGACGCUCGCACUGGUUGACCAAGGCUUUGGUGACGUUGGCGCGUCCGCACUCACAACGGCCCUCAUGCACACACCGCAGCUUCGCACGCUCAACCUCAGCCACAACGAUGUCAAGUUGGGUGGUGUCAUGGCGCUGAGUGGCCUCUUGCCGCAUCUGGCACGGCUAGCGACGUGGCGCUUGUGCAGCAACCCGCUGGGCGCCAAAGGACUCGUAUUUCUUCUGCGUGCGUGGACGUAUGUGAAACUCAACACGACGACGCUGAUCGACGCCCGCAGUACGGUCGGCAGCAACGACGAUUCCCGGGACGUUGACGCGCUCAUCUCGGCGCUGCCGCGUCACCGAACAUGCUUGACGGGCACCUUGUCGCGAGAUGACGAGAUCGCUCGGGCCAACGCCCAUCGCGCCCAACUGGACGCACAUUGGGCAGCGCGCUUCGCCCAGAUCUUGGAGGCUCACGUGCGAGCACCCCAUGUCCGGGUGUUCCCGGUGUUCCCGGUGUGACCCGCCGCAGUGCGCUCUGCACGCAGCGUCGCAGUGUAUGAGUUGCCAUCAUGUAUAUCUAUAUGAACGUGUUUCGCGUUAUAUAUGAACGUGUUUCGCGUUAUCUUCAUAUUUACACUAAGACUUCG
Messenger RNA from Saprolegnia diclina VS20, 1779 nucleotides. RefSeq lists its product as hypothetical. Lineage: Eukaryota; Oomycota; Saprolegniomycetes; Saprolegniales; Saprolegniaceae. The record is from RefSeq and is a predicted model, not a curated record. Gene Ontology annotation, molecular function: GTPase activator activity; small GTPase binding. Gene Ontology annotation, cellular component: cytosol; perinuclear region of cytoplasm; nucleus. The coding region runs from base 11 to 1651 and encodes 546 amino acids. Gene Ontology annotation, biological process: activation of GTPase activity; nucleocytoplasmic transport. The transcript has a single exon.